ACAAUAUCUACAGUAUCCACCUUUUCAAUAAGAUAACAUUUUCAGUGUUCAUCAAAAUCAAAGACGAUAAAGCUUUUGGCAUUGCAUCUUUGCGCAGAGUUGGAAGUGGAUUAGACAGCGCAAAUGGGCUUGGCCAAGAGCUUUCCUAUUCGUCACUGCCACUCUCUUCUUAUACGAAUCGAAUAAUAUCACUCCACACUCUCUGAUCUCAAAAAAUCUGCAUUCCCUUCUACCCUUUUGCCGAUCAACCCAUUUUCGCCUACAAGGUUCGAUAUACAAAGUACUUUAUAUUAAAGAUUCAUCAGUUCGGGAGUUCUAAUUGUAGCAAGAAUGGAAACUAAUGGAAAUCAUGUAACUGAGAGGUAUGGUGUAGUCACCGGAGCAAACAAGGGGAUUGGUUUUGAAACAGCUAAGCAACUUGCUUCUCAAGGCAUAACUGUGAUUUUGACAGCCAGAAAUGAGCAAAGAGGAUUGGAGGCUGUUUCAAAGCUCCAUGAAAUAGGUUUACCAAAUGUUGUCUUCCAUCAACUUGAUGUGACGGACCCUGACAGUAUCCAGUCUCUGGCUAAGUUCAUAGCUGACAAGUUCGGCAGGCUUGAUAUCUUGGUAAAUAAUGCUGGGGCUAGUGGGGUUGUGGUUGAUGAGGAAGGAUUAAGGGCCUUGAAUAUAGAUUUCUCCUCUUGGCUCUCAGGCAAGGCAACGAACUUGGUUCAGAGUGUGAUAAAGACAAAUUGUGAGAAGGCAGAAGAAGGCCUCAACACAAAUUAUUAUGGCCUUAAAAAUGUAACAGAAGCCCUUCUUCCACUGCUACAGCAAUCCUUGGGAGGAGCAAGGGUUGUGAAUGUCUCCUCUCUCAGAGGCGAAUUGAAGAGAAUACCAAGUGAGCAAAUACGAACAGAACUGGGGGAUGUAGAAAAUUUGAGUGAAGAAAAGAUAGAUGGAGUGUUGAAAAGAUUUCUACAUGAUUUGAAGGAAGAUAGAUUAGAAGUGAAUGGAUGGACAAUGAUGCUUCCACCCUACAGCAUCUCCAAGGCUGCAGUGAAUGCUUACACAAGAAUUCUUGCAAGAAAGUAUCCAAAAAUGUAUAUAAACUGUGUUCAUCCAGGCUAUGUUAAUACUGAUAUCAACUGGCGUACAGGAGUAUUGAGUGUAGAAGAAGGGGCUAAAGGUCCUCUCAAGUUAGCUCUUUUGCCAGAUGGAGGUCCCACAGGUUGCUAUUUUGACCAAACUGAAUUGGGUGAGUUUUAAUUAACUCAUUGCAAACUGCUAUGAAACUUCACUUGUUUUAUCAAAGAUGGAAGGGUUUCUAGAGAUUUUUAUACGGAUAACCCAAUCCUAGCAACCUAAUAUGUAUUUGAGUAUGGUAUUCUGCAUCGCACAAGUACAUCUCACCCUUUGUAACAUUGCCACUGUGAUGUAUGCUAUGACUCUCUUAUUACCGCCGGAA
This is a messenger RNA of Cucumis melo (muskmelon), 1447 nucleotides long. Its product is annotated as short-chain dehydrogenase/reductase 2b-like. The record is from RefSeq and is a predicted model, not a curated record. Gene Ontology annotation, cellular component: membrane. The transcript is spliced from 6 exons. Gene Ontology annotation, molecular function: oxidoreductase activity, acting on the CH-OH group of donors, NAD or NADP as acceptor. Bases 331 to 1248 code for a protein of 305 amino acids. Lineage: Eukaryota; Viridiplantae; Streptophyta; Magnoliopsida; Cucurbitales; Cucurbitaceae.